This is a messenger RNA of Suillus subaureus, 1632 nucleotides long. Its product is annotated as WD40-repeat-containing domain protein. The record is from RefSeq and is a predicted model, not a curated record. The transcript has 7 exons. Lineage: Eukaryota; Fungi; Basidiomycota; Agaricomycetes; Boletales; Suillaceae. Bases 1 to 1632 code for a protein of 543 amino acids. Gene Ontology annotation, molecular function: protein binding.
AUGAGCAUCGCGGACGCCCUGACGUGUCUGGCAUUUUCCCCCGAUGGCCUGAAAAUUGCCAGCGGCACUGCUCGUUCGGGGGUGACCAUUACCGACGUAUUGUCGAAGAGCAUGCACCAACUAGAGAUGCUUGCCGAGACCCAUACGCACGUUACAGCCGUAGCAUGGUCUCCCGACGGAGAAAAAAUUAUAAUUGCGUUACCAAAUCAUACGAUACGUUGCUGGGAUGCCACUUCAACACACCCUGUAGGGCCACUAUUUGGAAAGCACAAAGACCUGAUCCUCACGGCGGGAUUUCUUCCUGACUCAUCUCGCGCAAUAAGCUUGUCAAGGGAUGGAGAGUUGCUCGUUUGGGACACAGGAAGUGGGGCUCUAUCCAUGGAUGGUAGUCUCCUCUUUACUAGCGAUACAAAGGAGGGCGUUGCAUGGGAGAUACCAAAGUGCGCUCGAAUAGCGGAGAUUGCACUUCCAGAUAUACCAUUGCUUCAAGCCGCUAUCAUUCCGUAUAGUCAUCCUCAAGUAGUGCUUGCAUUUGGCGACAGGUCUUUCUGGAUAUGGGACACGAGCACAGGGAAGCAUGACGAUGCGCGCUUUGAAGGCCUCGAUGAAGAUGACAUCCCCUUUGCUAUGGCGGCUUCUCCUGAUGGCAAGCUUUUGGCGCUGGAAAUCGACGGCGACGUCGAUCACCCCACACAUUUCUAUGACAUGAAGGGUCACGAAUUCACCACCUCCAACAUGAAAUGCACCCAUCCAUUUGCAUUUUCACCGGAUGGCAAGUUCUUUGCGGCCUCGAGCGUGCCCUCGGAUUCGAAGGAUGGCUCUUGUAAGCUAGUCAUCCGUUCAGUGGAGGAGGCAAGCAUAAUUAUUGGUUGCAGCCCCCUUGAUUUGCCUGCAACGAUUACCCCAAAAGCCAAAGGCAAACAACGUUCGCUGGGACUCAACGCGGGGUUCUUCGAUCAACCGCCACUUCCUUCUGGCACAAAGCGUCGUCCUAUACGACCUGGACCUUCAUCAAGCUCUGUUCACCAGCAAGCCUCCUCAAGGACCACCAAUCGGGAACGGCAUAUCCUACCUCUUCCAAAAAUAUGGAAACGGAUUCGUCACCCUCGAUCUCGUAAGGCGAAGUCCACUGUAAGGGAGGCCCAGCAAACGUCCUCGAGAUCUCCCAGUAUGGAACCGCGUAUCCCACCUCUUGGCAACGUUUGGACGCGCAUUCGUCAUCCUCGGUCUCACAGGGCGGCGUCGACUCCACAUGUUGUCGAGGUACCGAGCGCACAAGCUAAAAGGAGGACUAUAGUUUCACGUCCACGUCGGACAACGACGGCUCAAUCUUCCAGUGGUGCCAGGCAAAAUCCCCAUUCGCAGUCAGCAUCAACUCAGGAAGGCUCGGCUCAGGCUUCUAGUGACAUUAGGCAUAACUACCAGGGAGCCACGGCCUCGGCACAGUCGUCUAGGCAAGCUGGACGAUCAAGACACACACAAGCCCACAUCGACAGAGAGGACCGGGAGAGCGUUGAUUCAGGGAUCUAUACGGAGCGGGAUAUCCAGAGCGUCAAAGCGCAUGGAUGCUGGAAUGUUUUCUGGGAUUGGUUAUGCUACAAAGUCAAUUCAUUUAUUGCAUCAGCGUUCUGA